CAAUGAUGCUUCAUCUUUUCUUAACCAAAAAAUCUUAUCCUUAGGCUAACAAGAAUAAAAUUUGGUAGUUGAGUAAACAAAAAAGUGAAACUCACAAAGUUUAUAUAAUAGAACUCUCACUUUAGUUUAUAGAUACACAAAAUCCACAUUCACAUUUUAAAGAUAUUUUCUAUAACAUUUUUUAUAUAGUUUAGAUCAUGGUAGGAAGCAUUUUGGGAAAGAUAAACAAUAACACACACUCAAAUGGAUCAUCUCAUAAUCAUAACAAUGGAUUAGAAGAGAAGCUUGAUGAGUUUAGAAGCCUAAUUGGCAAAACCAAUGGUGACACUUUGAGAAUUGUGAGUAUUGGAGCUGGUGCUUGGGGAAGUGUUUUUGCAGCACUUUUACAAGACAGUUAUGGACAAUUUAGAGACAAAGUACAAAUAAGAAUAUGGAGAAGACCGGGAAGAAAAGUCGAUAGAGAAACGGCGAAACAUCUCUUUGAAGUUAUAAAUUCAAGAGAAGAUGUUUUAAGAAGGUUGAUAAGACGAUGCGCGUAUCUGAAAUACGUCGAAGCAAGACUCGGUGAUAGGACAUUGUUUGCUGAUGAGAUUCUUAAAGAUGGUCUUUGUUUGAACAUGAUUGAUACUCCUGUUUGUCCUUUGAAAGUUGUUACUAAUUUGCAAGAAGCUGUUUGGGAUGCUGAUGUUGUUGUUAAUGGUUUGCCUUCGACGGAAACUCGCGAGGUUUUCGAAGAGAUUAGUAAAUAUUGGAAAGAGAGGAUUAGUGUUCCUGUUAUCAUUUCUUUGUCUAAAGGUAUUGAAGCUGCUUUGGAGCCUGUUCCUCAUAUUGUUACUCCUACAAAAAUGAUUCAUCAAGCAACUGGAGUGCCUAUGGAGAACAUACUUUAUCUUGGUGGUCCAAAUAUUGCAUCAGAAAUCUACAACAAAGAGUAUGCAAAUGCUAGAAUUUGUGGAGCUGAGAAAUGGAGAAAACCUUUAGCAAAGUUUCUUAGACAACCACAUUUUAUUGUAUGGGACAAUAGUGACCUUGUCACACAUGAAGUCAUGGGUGGAUUGAAAAAUGUCUAUGCAAUUGGAGCAGGAAUGGUAGCAUCCCUUACCAAUGAGAGUGCUACUAGCAAAUCAGUGUACUUUGCACACUGUACUUCCGAGAUGAUAUUCAUCACUCACUUGUUAACCGAAGAGCCUGAGAAACUUGCUGGACCAUUACUGGCCGACACAUACGUCACGUUGUUAAAAGGGCGUAACGCGUGGUACGGACAGAUGUUAGCUAAGGGUGAACUUAGCCCUGACAUGGGCGACAGAAUUAGCGGCAAAGGAAUGAUUCAGGGAGUAUCUGCGGUGGAGGCGUUCUUCGAACUUUUGAGCCAAUCAAGCUUGAAUGUGUUACAUCCUGAAGAAAAAAUACAUGUUGCUCCUGUUGAGCUUUGCCCUAUCUUGAAGACACUCUAUAAAAUAUUGAUAUCCAGGGAACAAUCAACACAAGCUAUUCUGAAAGCUCUGAGGGAUGAAAAUCUGAAUGAUCCACGGGAACGCAUUGCGAUUGCGCAAAGUCACGCUUUUUACAGACCUUCACUUCUUGGACAACAGUGAUUAUUUUCACUUGACAAAACAAAUGUGGAUGUAACCAUUUAUAGGAAACAAAGGUCAAAGGGACAUAUAUCAUUUAUGUAUUAUUUUGUGAUGUGAUUGUUUUUUUGCAUUGCAUUACUGUUUUGUAUAUACAUGUCAAAUAUAAGUCUCUAUUAAGAACUUACCAUAACAUAAGCACUUAUGAUAGUGUUUUGAUAUA
Lathyrus oleraceus (garden pea) is the source of this 1794-nucleotide messenger RNA. RefSeq names its product glycerol-3-phosphate dehydrogenase [NAD(+)] GPDHC1, cytosolic. The transcript is spliced from 5 exons. Gene Ontology annotation, molecular function: glycerol-3-phosphate dehydrogenase [NAD(P)+] activity; NAD binding. Gene Ontology annotation, cellular component: cytosol. Bases 198 to 1595 code for a protein of 465 amino acids. Gene Ontology annotation, biological process: carbohydrate metabolic process; glycerol-3-phosphate catabolic process. Lineage: Eukaryota; Viridiplantae; Streptophyta; Magnoliopsida; Fabales; Fabaceae. The record is from RefSeq and is a predicted model, not a curated record.